Pyrus x bretschneideri (Chinese white pear) is the source of this 1080-nucleotide messenger RNA. RefSeq names its product 11-beta-hydroxysteroid dehydrogenase B. NCBI's taxonomy places the organism in Eukaryota, Viridiplantae, Streptophyta, Magnoliopsida, Rosales, Rosaceae. The record is from RefSeq and is a predicted model, not a curated record. Gene Ontology annotation, molecular function: oxidoreductase activity. The transcript is spliced from 6 exons. The coding region runs from base 1 to 1080 and encodes 359 amino acids.
AUGGAUUUGUUUAACUCGGUGUUGAAUUGGGUGGUGCCACCGGCAAGUUUAUUGAUGCUGGCGUUUGCUUGGCCAGCGUUGACCUUCGUCACUGGUUGUGAGUGGCUUUACAAUUUGUUCAACAGUGAAAUUGUCGAAGAUAAGGUUGUUAUAAUUACAGGAGCUUCUUCUGGCAUAGGAGAGCAAAUUGCAUAUGAAUAUGCGAAGAGAAGAGCAAAUCUUGUACUAGUGGCACGAAGACAGAACAGACUGCGAGUGAUCAGUGAGAAUGCAAGGCGUAUGGGUGCAAAGUAUGUCAUGAUUAUAGCCGCCGAUGUUGUCAAGGAAGAGGAAUGUAGGCGUUUCAUCAGUGAAACGAUGAGCUUCUAUGGCCGAGUGGAUCACCUUGUAAAUACAGUAAGUCUAGGACAUACAUUCUACUUCGAGGAAGUUACAGACACGUCUGUCUUUCCCCAAUUGCUGGAUAUAAAUUUCUGGGGGAAUGUUUAUCCAACAUAUGUUGCUCUUCCUUACCUACGUCAAACUAAUGGAAAGAUCAUUGUCAAUGCAUCAGUUGAGAGCUGGUUACCUCUGCCGAGAAUGAGUUUAUAUGCUGCGGCAAAGGCAGCUCUGGUUAACUUUUAUGAGACCUUGAGAUUAGAAGUAAACCAUGAGGUAGGGAUAACAAUUGCAACUCACGGGUGGAUUGGAAGUGAAAUGACAAGAGGCAAGUUCAUGCUAGAGGAGGGGGCUGAAAUGCAGUGGAAAGAAGAGAGGGAGGUACAUGUGACCGGUGGGCCUGUGGAGGAUUUUGCAAGGUUGAUUGUAGCUGGGGCUUGUCGAGGAGAUUCAUACGUUAAGUAUCCAAGUUGGUAUGACAUAUUCCUGCUGUACAGGGUGUUUGCGCCUAAGGUCCUGAAUUGGACAUUCCGCCUCGUUCUUCCAACGCACGGUGGAAGGAGGACUUCCCUUGUGGGCACCGGAAGGCCUAUUUCAGAAGGCUAUGGGAGGCCUUUGCUGGAAGGCACUCCUCCAAGGAGACUUAUUGGUCCCAACACAGUUUCCCAACAGAGUCCCCCGCGUCAGAUAAAAAUGGAAUGA